Chenopodium quinoa (quinoa) is the source of this 1223-nucleotide messenger RNA. RefSeq names its product methylesterase 17-like. The record is from RefSeq and is a predicted model, not a curated record. NCBI's taxonomy places the organism in Eukaryota, Viridiplantae, Streptophyta, Magnoliopsida, Caryophyllales, Amaranthaceae. The coding region runs from base 143 to 979 and encodes 278 amino acids. The transcript is spliced from 4 exons. Gene Ontology annotation, molecular function: methyl indole-3-acetate esterase activity; methyl salicylate esterase activity; methyl jasmonate esterase activity. Gene Ontology annotation, biological process: salicylic acid metabolic process; jasmonic acid metabolic process.
UUUGUUUUGUAGCCACCUACCUAUAAAUACACAACUUUUAUAACCAGUAAACUAGCAUUUCUCUCAUUCAGCAGUCUUUCCCUAUUUACCAAACUAAAUUAAAACCAAAUUAAAUCAACUUUAUUUUAUACAAUUUCCAACCAUGGGUGAAGAAGUUUUUGAUAAUAAUAAUAUGUCAAAAUUAUCCUCCUCCUCCUCAUCACUAUCACCACACUUUAUCUUAGUCCAUGGUGUUAGCCAUGGUGCUUGGUGUUGGUACAAGGUUCGAGCCCUCCUAGAGACUUCCGGUUGCGUGGUCACAUGUAUCGACCUUAAAGGGUCCGGUAUCGAGCCAUCCGACCCCAACCUUGUGGUUUCCUUCCAUGACUACAACCAACCUUUGGUUGAUCUCUUGACUUCACUCCCUAAUCAAGAAAAGGUGAUAUUGGUAGGGCAUAGUGCGGGGGGAAUUAGCGUGACAGAGGCCAUACACAAGUUUCCAGAAAAGAUAGAAGCUGCUGUUUAUGUUGGAGCAACCAUGCUUAAGUUGGGUUUUCACUCUGAUCAAGAUGUUAAAGAUGGAGCUCCAGAUUUAUCAGAAUAUGGCGAAGCACUUGAUCUCGGAUUUGGAUUAGGAAUGGAUCAACCUCCAACAAGUGCUAUUAUUAAAAAAGAAUUUCAACGGAAAAUUUUGUACCAAAUGAGCACUAUUGAGGAUUGUACACUAGCGGCGAUGUUGUUACGACCAUUCCCACUAGCCGUAACAAAGGCACAAUCGGAGGAAGGGAAAGAAUCGGAAAGGGUAGCUCGGAUAUACAUCAAGACAUUGGAAGAUAGGGUGAUAAAGGAAGAGCAACAAGAUGCAAUGAUAAAGAGAUGGCCACCAACACAAGUUUAUGGGAUUGAAAGUGACCAUUGCCCUUUUUUCUCUAACCCACUUGUGCUCGUUGGCUUGCUCCUUAAAGUUGCUACUACUACUACUACUAAAUUUACUUUUUAGGAGUACUACCUCUACCUAUGUAAAUGACUCAUAUAUAUUGGACUUUACUUUUAGCAUAAUUCUCACAUGGGUUGUUUGUUUGGUUAUUGUUUAAAAGAAUAUAUAUCUCUCUAGCUAUAUACUUAUAUAUUUUUAUUUUUUUAAAAUGUGAAUAGGUCUAUUUUGGAUCAUGUAAGUUGAAUAAUAUUAAUGUAGUUGUAAUUUACCGGGUUUGAUAUAUAAAUUAUGUAUUAUACUUUCUCCA